CCAUUCUUGUUCCGGUAAUUCUUCUACCUUCUGUUCAAAGCUCCCACUUAUUUUUCUUUUCUCUAAAAUCUCUCUGUUUCACUUAUAAUGUGUCCAAUAACUUUAUCUUCUCCUCACAUACUAUUAUCUUUGCUCUUCAACUUUCUGCCAUGGGAAGAUUCAAAUUUCCCACCAUUUUUAGUAGAAAUAUACUUCAGCUUCCCUAUUCAAAACCCAUUAAAGAAAAUCUCGUCCACAACCCAGAAACCCAGAGAGAUGGAUUUCCUAAUUCGAUCAUUGCCUUCUUUUGGAGGCUAUUUUGCCGAAAUAAAAUUGAUGGCGGGUCAAGGACGGAGGAAGAAGAAAAAGUUUACUCUUGGUUGUAUGCACUGGCUCAGUCUGAAAAGGAUUUAGUUUUUGAGUAUGUUCAAUCCACUGAAAGGGGAUUGAGUUUCACUGAAGCUCAAAGGAGAUUGAAAGAAACUGGCCCAAAUGUUCCCAUUGACUUUUCAUUUCCAAGCUGGUGGCAUCUUCUAUGGGUUGCUUUCUUUCACCCUUUUAAUAUCAUUUUGAUUGUCUUGUCUGCACUCUCAUACAUAGCCAGUGAUGGCCCAAAUGGAUGCAUUAUGCUGGUUUUGGUAUUCAUUAGUGUUACUCUCAGAUUUUAUCAGGAAUAUAGCAGCUCAAAAGCAGCCAUGAAACUUUCAGAAUUUGUAAGGUGUCCAAUCAAAGUUCAAAGAUGUGCUGGCCGUGUUGUCCAAACAGAAUUAGUAGUACAAGUUGAUCAAAGAGAUGUUGUUCCUGGUGAUAUUGUCAUAUUUGAGCCUGGAAAUCUUUUUCCUGGAGAUGUAAGAUUGUUAUCUUCAAAAUAUCUCGUUGUAAGUCAGGCCUCAUUAACUGGGGAGUCUUAUACAACUGAGAAGACAGCUGAUAUCAAGGAAGAUAUUACCACUCCUUUGUUGGAUUUAAAGAACAUUUGCUUCAUGGGAACAAAUGUAAUAUCAGGUAGCGGCACAGGUCUGGUAGUUUCAACUGGAUCCAAGACAUACAUGAGUACCAUGUAUUCAACCAUGGGGAAGCAAAGACUACCUGAUGACUUUGAGAAAGGGAUAUGCUGCAUAUCUUACGUUGUGGUUACUGUUAUUCUUGGGGUAGUCAUAAUCAUUAUUGUAACUGCUGACCUUUCGUGUCACAUCCUGAGUGGUAGUUUUCUAUUUGGAAUCUCAGUUGCAAGUGCCCUCACUCCUCAAAUGCUUCCUCUCAUUGUGAACACAUGUCUAGCCAAAGGAGCUCUUGCUAUGGCCAAAGAUAGAUGUAUAGUCAAGAGCGCAACUGCCAUACGAGACAUGGGAUCUAUGGAUAUCAUAUGCAUUGACAAGACAGGGACACUAACCAUGAACAUAGCAAUUAUGGUUAAUCAUAUUGACUGCUGGGGUAUGCCCAGAGAAAAGGUUUUAUGUUAUGCCUUUCUAAACUCAUAUUUUAAAACGGAUCAGAAAUAUCCCCUGGAUGACGCCAUUUUGGCAUAUGUAUUCACAAAUGGAUACAGGUUUCAGCCCUCCAAGUGGAGAAAGAUAGAUGAGAUUCCUUUUGAUUUCAUAAGAAGACGAGUAUCUAUUAUCCUAGAAAUGGAGGUCUCAGAAAACAUAAACCAGCAUUUCCAUGAAAAGUUCAUGGUAACAAAAGGAGCACUGGAAGAAGUAUUGAGAGUUUGUUCUUUUGUGGAGCAUGUUGAUAGGGGUGAAAUCACUAUUUUCACUCCAGAAGACUAUCAAAGAAUUUUAGGUAUGAGUGAAGAAAUAAGCAAUGAAGGUUUAAGAGUUAUUGGGGUAGCUACAAAGAGACUGAAAACGAAGUCAACAACUGAGAGCAGCAACAAUUUUGACACCUUAGAAUCUGAUAUGGUAUUCCUGGGCCUUAUAACAUUUUUUGACCCUUCUAAAGACUCGGCAAAGCAGGCCCUAUGGCGGUUAGCUGAGAAGGGAGUAAAAGCAAAGGUACUGACCGGUGAUUCACUCUCUUUGGCUAGAAAGGUUUGCAAGGAAGUUGGCAUCGAAACCACGCAUGUGGUUACUGGACCUGAACUUGAGCAGCUCCAGCAGGAAACCUUUCAUGAGACUGUCAAAAAAGCCACAGUUCUUGCUAGGCUUACUCCAACACAAAAACUUCGAGUUGUUCAGUCAUUGCAGACAGUUGGUGGCCAUAUCGUUGGAUUUCUAGGAGAUGGAAUAAAUGAUUCACUAGCUUUGGAUGCUGCCAAUGUAGGUAUAUCAGUUGAUUCUGGAGCAUCUGUAGCCAAGGACUUUUCUGACAUUAUAUUGCUUGAGAAAGAUCUCAAUGUCCUCGUUGCUGGAGUUGAGCAUGGGCGACUUACUUUCGGGAACACCAUGAAGUACAUUAAGAUGUCUGUCACUGCCAAUAUAGGAAAUGUCAUCUCACUCCUGAUAGCAAAUUUGGUCCUCAAGAAUGAGCCAUUGACUCCUAGGCAGCUCCUAACACAAAACUUCUUGUAUAGUGUUGGCCAAAUUGCAAUCCCAUGGGACAAAAUGGAAGAUGAUUAUGUCAAAAUCCCACAAAAAUGGUCUGAAAAAGGUUUACCUAUGUUCAUCUUAUGGAAUGCACCUGUGUGUACUCUUUGUGAUGUAGCCACCCUUCUUUUCAUUUGGUUUUACUACAAGGCCCGUACCCUAGAAGACCUUAAAUUCUUCCACACAGCUUGGUUCGUUGAAGGGCUCCUGAUGCAAACUCUAAUCAUCCACUUGUUCCGAACAGAGAAGGUCCCAUUCAUUCAGGAGUUCGCCUCAUGGCCAAUAAUUUGCUCCACAGUGGUGAUUUCUGCCAUUGGAAUCUCAAUCCCAUUUACUCCAAUUGGUGCAAUUAUGGGGUUUGUUUCCUUGCCCUUGUCAUACUUCAGAUUUUUGGUGGUACUUUUUGUGGGAUACUUCUUUGUUGGUCAGGUGGUCAAGAAGAUUUAUAUUUUGGUCUAUAAAAGAUGGCUUUAGAUUUAGAGUGAUCUUAAUGAAGGAUGCUAUUCCCAAUAAUAUUUUUUUGAAAGCAAUGAACAAAUUCAUUAGAAAUAUAAUAAUAUGAGUAUUAUACAUCUCCAAUUUAUCAAAUAAA
Cannabis sativa is the source of this 3099-nucleotide messenger RNA. RefSeq lists its product as uncharacterized. Gene Ontology annotation, biological process: magnesium ion transport. Lineage: Eukaryota; Viridiplantae; Streptophyta; Magnoliopsida; Rosales; Cannabaceae. The record is from RefSeq and is a predicted model, not a curated record. The transcript is spliced from 8 exons. Bases 150 to 2981 code for a protein of 943 amino acids. Gene Ontology annotation, cellular component: intracellular membrane-bounded organelle; membrane. Gene Ontology annotation, molecular function: P-type magnesium transporter activity; ATP hydrolysis activity; ATP binding.